Messenger RNA from Fimicolochytrium jonesii, 2452 nucleotides. RefSeq names its product myosin-like coiled-coil protein-domain-containing protein. Lineage: Eukaryota; Fungi; Chytridiomycota; Chytridiomycetes; Spizellomycetales; Powellomycetaceae. The record is from RefSeq and is a predicted model, not a curated record. Gene Ontology annotation, molecular function: syntaxin binding. Bases 436 to 2229 code for a protein of 597 amino acids. The transcript is spliced from 8 exons.
UGGCUCUCGCUCUCAAAUCCUCUCGCCUCUGAUCUGCGCCGAAAACGCAGUGCAAACCCCCGAGGAAGCACGUCAAAUUCCGUCCUCUGAGUUGAAAACACAGGAACGAACGCACAGCACAGAGCAGUACGGUAUCUCCCACUCCGGCAGUUAUCGGACAACUUUCGAGCAGAAAACAGGAAGCAGAAGGAGUCUCUAGAAGCUGCAACCGGUUUUCUUCUUGCAACUUCCUCUGUUGCCUGGGACGGUGGAGGGUCAUACUGGCUAUACGGAGUCCUAUGGACAUUGUCCCUUGUCUCACCCUAGGAGGCUCCAGGCGGCAACGAGAAGAGGCAGAAGCGGCUGGCAUAGGAGAAGCUCUCAACGCCUUGUAUUGGUUGCAGUAGCCUCGAUUGUGCUGCGUGGGAAAAUUCACCGGAGACUGUGCAUUUCCCAAUGCCACCGGCAGUCGCAACAGAAGCUCCAAUCCAACCGCAGCAGCAACGGCAGCAUCUCCCUUCGAAGGGAAAACAGGCAGUAGCGAACGGAGUCCCUCUUCCCACUCCUUCUGUUCCAGCGACGACUGCAGUCAACAGCAUGACUUCCCACGUCGCUCCGGCAGCUACACCGACAGGCGUUUCAGAAAACAGGCCCUCGAAUGGUCCACAAGUGCCAGUGCCACCACCACGACCCGAGGUACCAAAGCAUACACCAGCAAUACCGAAAUAUACAGGACACUAUUGUCCGCAUCACCCGCCUAACGGCGCACGCAUUCAUUCGCAACACUCGCACGCAGACCAACAACGACCACCACCGCCAGAUCAUCAACACCAUCACCACCACCAUCAUCCACACCAACACACCCACGCCGACGAUCAUGGUCAUCAGCAUGGAGCACAGGCGGUAGGGCAGCAGGCCAAUACAGCCGCGGUGAAGAAGAAUGGCAAACCGCAGAAGAAGCCUUUGGCGCCUGAGGAACUAUCGAAUAUGAUUCAAUCGAAGAUCACACAGCUUGAGAAUGAGUCGAGCUUGGAAGAAGAGGAGGAGAAGGCUAUGGCGAAAGCCAUCAAAAAGGCGUCGAAGGACAUGACACAGUUGAUGGAAGGGCAGUCUGGAUCUGAGCAGCUGGAAGUCAUACAUUCGAAAUACAUGGAUUUGUUUCAAGAGAACAAGCGACUGGAGCGCGACCAUGUCAGGCUGAAGCAGAAGAUGGAUCAAUGCGCAAAGGAGAAGGAUUCUUCCAAAGCGGAAGUCACGAAGUUGACGAACCAGAAGCAAAAGAUUGAGACCUUAUGCCGCGAGCUGCAGAAGGAGAACAAGCGCGUCAAGGAGGAAAGCAAACGCCUUGCGAUAACGGAGCAGCACAAGCGGGAAGAGCUAUCGUCCAAAUUCGAAAGCACGAUAUGGGAGAUCAAGUCGAAGAUGGAGGAGGACAGUGAUGAGAAGAAGCGGAGGGCGGAAGACAGCGAAAUGUUGAAAGACAAGUUCAAAAACUUUUUGGAGCAAUACGAACUCCGCGAAAAGCACUACAACCAGAUGGUGAAAUCCCGCGAGAUAGAGAUACAACUCCUCGAGGCGAAACUCGAGCAGCAGCGGCGGAUCAACGACGAAGAAAUCGGCAAAUCGGGCGCUUUGAAGGCUCAAGUGUCGUCUUUCGUCAAGACGGAGACGGAUUUGAGGAAACAACUGGCGAUUUACGUUGACAAGUUCAAGCAGGUCGAGGAGACGUUAAACAAAAGCAACGAGCUGUUCAUCACAUUCCGGCGGGAGAUGGAGCAAAUGACGAAAAAGACGCGAAAACUGGAGAAGGAGAAUUCAACCUUCAAGCUCAAAUGCGAUAAGAUGAAUAAGAACAUUCUAGAGAUGGCUGAGGAGCGAACAAGGAACCAAAAGACAUUCGAAUCAACCACAACCGCGAAAACCAAACUCGAAAACCUCUGCAGGGCGCUCCAAACAGAACGCAACACAUUACUACGACGCAUAGAGCAGUACGAACCCCCACCGCGGACGACCCAAGCACCACCGACCACGCAAGCCCCGCCGACCACACUAGCAACCCCGACCAAACAGGCACCACCGCCACCGCCGCCACCUCCACCUCCACCACCACCACCGCUCACUUCAGCAGCACGACGAGGACCAGAUGCAGCAUACGGGAAACCGAAUGGCAGCAUGCCAGCCAUAUUACGCGGACAGACUGCAAGCGGGGACGGAAAAGGCUCGGGGUCAGGAGCAGCGGGGAAAAUAUAGCAGGACUCGGAUGAUGACUUCAUGCCCCCUUACCUGUCAUUUCGCACCCGUCAUCACCCCUUUGUACAGGUUCUGCACAUCCCUCUCAUGCGCCUACCUCCCUUGUAAGAUGUGACCUUUGGGAUUUUUACAUAUUUUGUGGAUAGCUGGUGUAUAUUAUGGAUAUCUGGCGAGGGAAUGAUCGAGUCAUUGGUAGGUUCGCCUCCGCGCGAUGGUGGGAAUU